This is a messenger RNA of Chinchilla lanigera (long-tailed chinchilla), 4591 nucleotides long. RefSeq names its product GDNF-inducible zinc finger protein 1 (gene Gzf1). The transcript has 6 exons. Bases 750 to 2945 code for a protein of 731 amino acids. Gene Ontology annotation, biological process: negative regulation of transcription by RNA polymerase II; regulation of immune system process; regulation of cytokine production. The record is from RefSeq and is a predicted model, not a curated record. Gene Ontology annotation, molecular function: protein binding. Lineage: Eukaryota; Metazoa; Chordata; Mammalia; Rodentia; Chinchillidae.
GUGCGUGGCUCGCUGCUGGUGCUGAGUGCGGACUCGGCGAGGCAAGAUGUACAACUGGAUCCCGAACCCGGACACCGCGCUGGGCAGGGGUCCUGAGGAGCGGGAGCCUGGCCCCGUGAGCUGAGGACAGCCCGCAGAGCAGGGUCCCCUGGGGAAGGCCUGGCCCCCGACUUGGGGACACCGCAGAGAGCAGGGUCCCCAGGGGAAGGCCUGGCACCGUGAGCUGGGGACGCCAGGCAGGGCAGGGUCCCGGGAAGGGAGGGACUGGAUCUGAGAGAGAGACACUGCUGCUUGUCCCGGGAGGCGCCAGCACGGAGUGAGUUGCAGUGGGAGGUGCUGUCCCCAGGUUGACGGCCAUCACCGGCGCCCCUUAGCGCAGAGCAAACUGGGAAGGCGAACUGAGAGCCCGCCUGGCCUGUGAGGACUCACUCCGCUGGAGGGCCAGCCUGGAGGAUUCCGAGCUGGCCACACAGACGUCAGAUAGGAUCUGCGAUCUAUUGUCUCCUGGCCAGGGCUGGGGUCACUGGUGGCCCAGCCUCCCCUUAGGCCUUGUUGCUAUCUCAAGCUUCGGAUACCACGUACUGCCUCUACAUGUGGGGGCUGUGCAAGCAGCACCCUUAACGGGAAGAAGGGUGGGACUGGCUCUUCAGACAGUGACAGGAGUUCAGUGCUUAACGUGUGGGAACCUCAGGUGACAUCCAAGAUCUGGGGGAAGGAGGCUGGCAGGAAGCUGUUUGAAAAGAAGAAAGAUGGAAAGUGGCACAGUUCUGCUGGAAUCCAAAUCCUCCCCACUUCACCUGCUUCGGGAAAUGCACAGGCUCCGCCUGCUCGGCCACCUGUGUGACGUCACCAUCAGCGUUGAGUACCAGGGCGUCCGAGAAGACUUCAUGGCUCACAAAGCGGUGUUGGCGGCCACCAGCAAGUUCUUUAAGGACAUGUUCCUAAACGAGAAGAGUGUGGACGGGACCAGGACUAAUGUGUACUUACACGAGGUGCAGGUAGCUGACUUUGCCUCGUUUCUUGAGUUUGUCUAUACCACCAAGGUCCAGGUGGAAGAAGACAGGGUGGAACGGAUGCUGGAGAUGGCAGAAAAGCUCAAGUGUUUGGACCUGUCCGAAACUUGUUUCCAGUUAAAGAAGCAGAUGUUAGAGUCGGUCCUUUUAGAAUUGCAGAAUUUUUCGGAGUCUCAGAAGGCCGAGGCCGGCAGUGGCCCCCCAGCCAGUGCUGCUGUGGACUCCAGGGCAGGUUCAGCCAGGGACAGUGCCCAUUGCAACGGUCUUGUGGGCUCCUCAGAUCACUCUGGGGACAGGAUCAGCAACAGCUUGUCAUCAGAUAUACCACCGAGGAAGCCCAAGGAGAAGCUAGACAGGAAAAGAGAUGUGGCCAAACCUCCCUACCCUAAAAUCAGAAGAGCAAGUGGAAGGCUGGCUGGGAGAAAGGUGUUUGUAGAAAUCCCUAAAAAGAAGUACACAAGACGACUCCGAGAGCAGCAGAAGAGUGCGGAGGACGUGGUGGGGGCGGAUUGCGAGUGUCCCCGGGAGCAGCCCGCCAGCAGUGUGGCUGCAGAGACUGAGGCUGCCGGAGAGACAAAGCUGGAUGCGGAGAUGGCACCCGCAGAGAUGGUGCCGGCUGCAGCCGGAAGCCAGGACUGCGCCGAGGAGCCCGAGGGAGUGCUGCAGAGGGCGAGGGCAGCGGAGCCUGGGAAGGAGGCUGAGGGUGAAGGCGAUGGCAAUGGUGACGAGAGCAGGAAGAAAAGCAACUUGAAGUGCACGCUCUGCGACAAGGCCUUCCUAUACGAGAAGAGCUUCCUGAAGCACGUCCAGCAGCACCAUGGCGUGGCCACCGAGGUGGUGUACCGCUGCGACACCUGCGGCCAGACCUUCGCCAACCGCUGCAACCUCCGAAGCCACCAGCUGCUCGUGCACAGCAGCGAGCGCCACUUCCCCUGCGAGCUGUGUGGGAAGAAGUUCAAGCGCCAGAAGGACGUGCGCCGGCAUGUGCUGCACGUGCACGAGGGCGGUGGCGCCCGCCACCGCUGCGCCGAGUGCGGCAAGGGCCUGAGCUCCAAGACAGCGCUGCGCCUGCACGCGCGCACCCACACGGGGGACCGGCCGCAUGGCUGCCCCGACUGCGGCGCGCGCUUCUCGCAGCCCUCGGCGCUCAAGACUCACAUGAGAAUUCAUACAGGGGAAAAGCCUUUUGUCUGUGAUGAGUGUGGGGCGAGAUUCACUCAGAACCACAUGCUGAUUUACCACAAAAGGGUCCACACAGGUGAAAAGCCUUUUAUGUGUGAAACAUGUGGCAAGAGUUUUGCUUCUAAGGAAUACUUAAAGCACCACAAUAGAAUCCACACUGGCUCCAAACCCUAUAAGUGUGAAAUGUGUUUUAGGACUUUUGCACAGCGGAACUCACUCUACCAGCACGUGAAAGUCCACACAGGGGAGCGGCCCUACUGUUGCGACCAGUGCGGGAAGCAGUUCACCCAGCUCAACGCUCUCCAACGCCACCGUCGCAUCCACACGGGGGAGAAGCCGUUUAUGUGUAACGCGUGUGGACGGACAUUCACCGACAAGUCCACCCUCCGUCGGCACACCUCAAUCCACGAUAAGAAUACUCCAUGGAAGUCUUUCCUUGUUAUUGUAGAUGGCUCACCCAAGAACGAUGAAGAGCACAAGACAGAGCAGCCUGAUGAAGAGUACAUGCCCCCCAAACUUCCAGAGAAGUUGCUGUCCUUUGCCGAAAACGGCCACUUUGACAGCCUGGCUGUGCCGGGCUCUGCACCUGCUGAGCAAGAGAACAGUGCCCCACACACAGCGUGCAAGGUGGACGCCUCUGUGGUGUCCCAGGACACUCUGCUUGCUACCGCCAUGGGUGAGCUCGGCGAGCUGACCCCACAGACAGACUCGAUGCCCACACAGCUUCACUCUCUGAGUAGCAUCGAAUGAGUGGUCUGCUGGUGACAGCCCUGCUCCACGAUGCACCAGCAGCUGAGAAGUCUCUCACUGUCCAUGUGCAAGGUGUGGGCUGGGGUGGCUUUCUGCCGAUGGUCCUGACCGUGCACGUUUUCAUCACACCACUUACAGAUGUUUCCCUCUGGCGCCCUGACUUGCAUGAUCUGUGCUCCCUGAGCCCUGGUGCAGGCCGUGUGCACUGCCCGAUUCUCCUGAAGCUUGGCCCACUCUUGUCCAUCGCACAGAACGCGGCACUGCCCAGCUCCCGAGUGCUCUUCAGAGUCUUCCUGGUCCCGCCCUGCCUUAUACUCCAUGUGCUUUAAAGUGUUUUCUGCCAAGCCAAAAUACAGCCAGGACUGUAAUUUCAGCUGCUGCUUCCUUGUUGAGCUGAAGCAGUCAGACCUGUGGGAACCCUGACAGGGGCCUGAAGCAAAGGAUUACUGCAUUCAUUCCUCCCCGCCUCCUACUUGCAGACCCUAAAACAGGAAUGACAAAUUGAACUCUGUCAGAAGCCAGCAUGUUGCAUAGCACACAUGCAGCUGAGGAGUUUAAGAAACCUACUUGGGAAAUGACAUAUGGCUGUUUAGUUUCAUUGCUAAAAAGAGGCUUAGGUGAAAGCUGUCCUACCAAAGAGUCUAGUGAGACAGUGUAGUACUUUACACAGGCAUGACACAUGCAGCAAGGGGCUUUAGGUCACUUGAACGUCAUUUUAUUGACAUGUAGUAAAAUGAGGGGUGAUAAGGGCAAGUCUCACAAUGUGAAGACGUCAUGCUUUUGCUAGGUUUUUCUCAAUUGAUUUGUCAUUCCAGAAACCCCCACCGCCUCCUUUGCAAGCUGAGAGUUUGCAGCCAGGUAGGAGUCCCCACAGAUUUGCUCCCUUAGGAGCAGCAAGAGCCUAGAAGGGCCUCGGACCGUGCCUUACCAAGCAGCUGGACAGAGCCAGUAAGAUGGGCUUCAGUGCUCCUCUGGCUGACUCCUGCUAGACUAAGUCACUGCUCAGAAACAGUGGAAAGGAUUCUGCUGUCACCGCUGCUCCAGGCACCUGGGUGUGUGGCUGUGUUUGUGAAAGGCUUUGAUCCAAAUGUAACCCUAAGCGUAUUAAUUUCAGAGGAGUGACUUCAAGGGAGAGUUCUGUUCCCCAGUUGAUUUUUUCCCCUGCAUCCUUAAUUUAUUAAACAUGCUGUGCACACACCAGUCCUCCCGGAGGAAGGUGCCUCACCCCUGCACUGAGGUAGGCACUGGGCUGGAAACAGGAGGUUCCUUCCUUCUGCAGCACUCACUGUAUGACUCCUUAGUGGGUCUGAGGACUGGGAAAGCCUGUGGCCCUCGGUGCUGGAGACAUUUCACACUGCACUUGACAGUCACCCUGAACUACUUCAUUCAGUUGUGACCGUGUCAUUGUGUCCCAGCUGUGUUUACAGAACAAAACUUUUGUGUGACUGCACACAGCCCUUCCAGUCUGAAGAGGAGACUGCCCAGCUGAUGGAUUAUUUUAUGGGAUAAAGUCAGCUUGAUGGAAAGGAAUUCAAACAAUAGAGUAUUUUGUUACCUGCUGGAAGAAUUUCUGUCUUGAAUUUGUUUCUUUAGAAGUUCUGCACAAAAUUGUUUAAUGUGUUAAUAAAUGUCUGCUUUUUGAAGUA